Linum trigynum is the source of this 1299-nucleotide messenger RNA. The record is from the annotation of a GenBank genome assembly. NCBI's taxonomy places the organism in Eukaryota, Viridiplantae, Streptophyta, Magnoliopsida, Malpighiales, Linaceae.
AUGAAGCGGUUGAAGAGCUACUACAGUCAUUUCCGGCACCACCAGGGUGCGUCGGCGGACCGGCGGCGGUGGAUCUUCCCACUGGCGAUCGGCUCGCUCUUCUCUCUCUUCCUCCUAUUGCUCACCACCGUCUCUUCCCCCGCGGGGGUUCCUAUCUUCCCCUUCUACCGCUCAAUCUACUCCUUCAGCUCCAAAUUCGUGGAGCCCAAGCUGCAGCCUUUGCCGGUCUCUACUCUCCCUCCGCCGCCGCGGUUCGCCUACUUGAUCUCGGGGUCAAAGGGGGAUGGGAACAUGCUCAAAAGGACUUUGCUGGCUCUCUACCAUCCCAACAACCGCUACGUCGUGCACUUGGACGCCGAAUCGCCGCCGGAGGAGCGCGCGGAUCUGGCCGAUUUCGUUCGGGACCAUAGGGUUUUCGUGAAAUUCGGCAAUGUGAAGAUGAUCGCCAAGGCGAACCUCGUCACUUACAGGGGGCCGACCAUGGUGGCCAAUACGCUUCACGCUGCUGCGAUCUUGCUGAGGGAAGGGUCCGAUUGGGAUUGGUUUAUCAAUCUCAGCGCCUCCGAUUACCCCCUCGUGACUCAGGACGAUCUGCUGCACGUGUUUUCUUAUCUGCCGAGGGAUCUUAAUUUCAUCGAUCAUACAAGCGACAUUGGCUGGAAAGAGUUUCAGAGGGCAAAGCCGCUUAUAGUCGAUCCUGGGUUGUAUAUGAACAAGAAAUCUGAUGUUUUCUGGAUAACACAGCGGAGAAGUGUGCCGACAGCUUUCAAGCUUUUCACAGGUUCUGCAUGGAUGGUGCUUUCUCGGCCAUUCAUCGAUUACACAAUCUGGGGUUGGGACAAUUUGCCUCGAACAACCCUAAUGUACUACUCAAACUUCAUAUCAUCCCCAGAAGGCUACUUCCACACAGUCAUCUGCAACGCCCUCGAGUUCCGCAACACAACUGUAAAUAGUGACCUCCACUUCAUCGCGUGGGACAACCCUCCGAAGCAACAUCCUCACCACCUGACUAUCGCUGACAUGGACAAAAUGGUUGAGAGUAACGCCCCAUUUGCUCGGAAGUUCAGGCAGGAUGAUCCUGUCCUCGACAGAGUAGACUCAGAGCUCCUGUCAAGAGGUCCCGGCAUGUUCACCCCUGGUGGCUGGUGCAUUGGGAGUCGAGGGGAGAACGGAACUGAUCCCUGCUCCAUCAUCGGUAACACCACAGUUGUCAGACCGGGCCCUGGAGCGAAAAGACUGGAAACGCUGAUUGGAUCUCUCCUAUCCACUGAGAAUUUCCGACCAAGGCAGUGCAAAUGA